AAAUAAUGGAUGCUAUAGUCCAGACAUGUUCAACCGGUCGACCGCGAUCAACAGAUGGAUCCCUGGGAUGAUCCUGGUUGAUUGCGGGAUUAAAUAAAGUGGGCAAGGAAUGUAAUGGCCCCCGGCGCUCGUCCCUCCGCUGCAGGUAUGGCUGGUGAUCGAUUUUCUGUAUACAGUGGUACCUCAGGUUACAGACGCUUCAGGUUACAUACGCUUCAGGUUACAGACUCCACUAACCCAGAAAUAGUGCUUCAGGUUAAGAACUUUGCUUCAGGAUGAGAACAGAAAUCGUGCUCUGGCGGCACGGUGGCAGCAGGAGGCCCCAUUAGCUAAAGUGGUGCUUCAGGUUAAGAACAGUUUCAGGUUAAGUAUGGACCUCCGGAAUGAAUUAAGUACUUAACCCGAGGUACCACUGUAUUCCCCUAAAAGAAGCUUAAGAACACUGACCCCUCCCCAAAAAAGCUCAACAACUCUGGGCAACUCACCCCACCCCCCACUCAUCCUCCUUCCAAUGACAAUGGGUAGAUCACUUCCAUAUUUUUUAUAUACUGGGAGUAGAUCGCAGUCUCUUGGGAGUUGGGAGUAUAGUCCAUCAACAUAUAGUGAGCAUCACGUUGAUUAUCCCUGACCUAAUUUUUUUUAUCCAACUCCUUUUCCAGUUGACACAGAACAGCUAUACUCAGUGUUCCACCCUUCUGCCCUCUUCUUUUCCUUUUUUCUUCUAUCUUCUAUUUUUAGUAACUCCACAGAGGCCCAAUGCUGUAACAAGAUGCUCAUCAAAUAUGAGAAGCCUCUUUUGUCCACAAUGUGGGUUUUCAACCACGCAAAUGGAUGAUGCAUCUGUUUUUGAAAACAUCGAGUUUUUCAUUUAUAUUUUUUUCUCUUUCAUUUUGAUUAUACCAUUGUUCCAGGUCAUCUUAAUAUAUCACUGGUACAAUAUUUUGGGAAACACUUGUAUCCGAGUAAGUAUUCGCCAGUUAAUGGUAACCUUUUCCAUAUGCCACACUCACCACAACCCAAGGUCUUGUUUCUUUAAUCAGGUGGCUUACUUCCAAUUUUGCAACCCACUGGGUGUUGGAAAAUGCCUAGGGGUGCCUGCAAACCCCCGGAACUCCAAGCGUCCUCCGGUAUGUGCAACCCUGGAAAAGGCAUCUCCCCCAUUCUCCAGUGCGCUCAGCGACAUAAAUCAGAUGAUCUAUGCACACUAAUCUUCUAGCUUAACACAGCAAGAAGCGUGAAACAUCAUAGUCUAAUCUACUAUUUAUUUACACACUAUGUACAGACAAAGGCAUAAUGGCGUCUGUUCUCUCCAGCUCUCAGAGAACAAACAAAACAAAGCAAAAGCAAAAGCAAAAGUACAGACAACAAAAGGGAGAAGGCUGUCUUCUGUUCCCACAGUCUUCUCAGACAGGCAUGUGAAUUAUACCAAUCACAAAAUGCAUCAUCGGAGGAGUGAAAUUGCUAACACUGGGGUGGCAGGGAGACCUGUUUGAAAGAAGACGUUAUAUGAGAAAUCCUUAGGUGGGGAAAAGUUUACCUCCCAACUACCUGUUCUCCCCUGCAGAUGCCCUCCAUCCCUGCUUUAAUAUUUUUAGAUGAACACAAAUUUGGCAACCCUCUAUUUGCCUCAUAAUUCCACAUCACAAUUAGACUAAUUUGUUUUAUUACUUACUGAAACUGUUAUCUCCAAGCAGCGUUAUCCUAUAGGCAUGUGCAGUGCUUAAAAGACUGAGUACACUGCUCCUGCUGACAGAACAGACAUCCCAGGUUUGUGCAUAUCAUCAUGGUCCUAAACCACAGUUUGGCAUGUUGCUCUUGUAGAGCUCAACAGAGAGGAGGCCGAGGACAAAGCUAGAGUUAGAUGGCUCUGACUGUCAUUGCCUCUUGCUCCACCUACUGUUUGGGUCCUCCCUGCCCUCUGCCCCACCAGUGGGGAUGGGUGGGAGAUGUAAGACCCGCUGCAAAAGAGCCAAAAUCUCAGGCCCCCCCCCCGAACUGCCCCCUAACAACUUCCCUGCCUAAAACUGCAAAAACAAAGGAUUGUCCAAAAAAAAAAGAUAGACCACAAUACAUCAUUGGUAGACUAGUUUUGCUUGUGCAGACCACAUAUAUAUGAACAAAUACAUAUUUGGUACUAGUGUGUGGUUUAUCUGAUAUACAUAGUAGCGAUCUACUUUCUCUGCCCAUGAGAGAAAUAUUACCAGAUGUUUUACAUUUAAGAAACUAUUUUAGAAAAACUGAACUCUUUUUAGGGCUCGUCAAUACUUCCAUUCACCCCACUGCUUUCCCCCAGGAAAACCCAUGGUUUAGCACCCAUGGCAAUUGGGUUUGUCACGGAUUGCUGUUUGUUCUGAUUUAGCACAAAAGAGCGGGUUUUCCAUGGGAAAGUUGUGGGACGAAGGCAAAACCACUCAGACCCUUGCCUAGAAAGCAUGGGUAAGUGGAAAAUUGCCUGGAUGCAUGCUUUCUAGCCCUUAUAGAUUCUGUUUUACCGAACCCUCACCCUAUAUAGGUUUUGUUGGAAAACCCGUCUAAAAAUAUUGCACAAAUUUGGGUUGGUAGGCUCUCCAGUCUUGGGAAAUCCAAAAUGUACCCUUUUCCCAGAUUCAUACUCACAAUUCAUACUCACAGGAGAGAGAGAGAGAGAGAGAGAGAGAGAGAGAGAGAGAGAGAGAGACCUCCCUUUCCCUGGUCUCUGCCACACUGCAGUGCCCUGAAAAAAAUUGCACCUGCCAUCCAUCUUUGAGUUCUGCAGCUAUUUAAAGCACAGGAGUUUACUGAGGGUCAGGCGCUGGCAGUGUCAAUGUAUAUAGGUAGCUGCACCAAGUGAAAUGCAGAAGGAGGUAGGAGUCUUCUUUGUGUUAACAUCCAUGAAUCUCUCUUCUUCAUCAUUCAAUAUCUGACAAUGAGGAUAAAUCCAGAGAGGUAUGGGGUAGUGACUUGUGUGUGAACGAAAUAUUUUAGAAUGUGUGUAUACUUGUGUUAUUAUAAUCCAUGUUAUUGAAAGUUUGAUUUGAUGAGGAAGAGGAACCUAGUAGAACAGAGAGAUGUGGGUACAGGAAGAGGUGGAUACAGAAAACUUUAUUUUUUCUGUUCAUGCAAAAGUUGUCAAGUAUCUGCUGAAAGCUUUAAUAAGAUAACAAACAAACAAAAUUGUGCUUGGAAGUAUACUACGUGCUGUACAUUACUUAAAAUUCAAAUGUCGGCCCACAGGAUCACAAUCCCUCUUAUUUCCAUGUACACACAAUGGAGGAUAUACAAGCAAUUGGUUCUGUGGAACUGGAGCAAGGCGAGAAUUAACAUGGGAAUGCAACCUUUGGAUUGCACCCAGGAGCUGAAGCAUCAACGACAGCAGAGGAAGUAGCAGCGGCAGCCACUAAUCCUGCUCUAACGCCACAGCAGCUUGUCAUUCCAGUGGAUCUGCUAAUGGAGCUACAAACUGCCUGUGUCUCUCAGGAAACCACACAUGGAAAUGUCCCAGCGAGUCUGGAGGAGGUAAGAUACUGACCCCCAAAUACAAAGUAAAUUUCAUCAGUUAUGUUCCUGAAGGUUCAGGUGUUUCGUAUUAUGGUAGGUGAGAAUUAAAUGGAGGGUGGGGAGAGAAUGGUAAUGUAAAUUUUAAAUCAGAUGGUUUGUUUUGUUUCAUGUACCCAUGCAUGUUCAUGGAUUCAUUAUACAAAUCAAGUGUCUGGAAAUCAAAUAGCUUUCUAAUUCAGAAUUCCCAACGGAAAUAGUAACAGAGCCCUGCAAACAGAAUAGCUAUGUGCCUCAUUUGGACUUAAACAUUGCUGUUUUUCUUUCGUUACAACCUUUAUAUCAUUUGGUUGCAUAAUGACAUUUUCAGAGCAAAUGAAUACUGUAUCACAGUCUAUUUUAAUCUUAUCUGAGUACCUAAAAACACCAAGGGUGGCAUAACAUUUGCAAAACAUUCUAUAACAUUGGCAAAACAUUUCAGCUUUGGGAUUCUGAGCAGUUCAGGCAGCCAGAAGUCCAGAUUAAAAAAAAAGAAGACAACUGUCUUGGUAUUUGGAGUUGUUGUUGUCAUCACCCAGAAAAAGCCACUGGCUAUUACAACUCAAUGAAAGUAAGGUAGUUGUCAAGAAUGAAAUGACUUGCUGUCAGGAUGUCUGCUAGGUACUUAAAGGAUUCUGGGCAGAGACUCACAACACACAUUUGCAUUGAAAUAUAGCAUGCCCCUAGGAAAAUUAAUAUGGUUCUCAUUAGCACUGCACUUUGCUGCCCACCCAGCCACGUUAAAACAAAUUUUAAGGGGGAAAGGGAAGGGGCAGCAGAUCAGAGGACCCUGUGCUACCCGCUAACGAUGUCUUUGUUUGCCCUCAUGGUUUGAACAGCUUUGGAUAUCAUACUGCAUAGCUUCAUUUGAGCCAGAGUUCACCCAGGUUCAAAUAAUUAUUAUAGGGCCAGGUGUCAUAUAUAAGUGCCUUUAUACAUCUGCAUGUAUAAAUGAGGAGCAAGCAGAUCGCCAGGAGGCAGGGGCUUAUCCAGGUCUUGCUCCCUUGUUGACCUUGCCUGUGGUUGGACAACAACUGGGAAUACCCCACUACUGAAGCCUGACCCCUUAUAAGAGAACCCAGUUCUUUAGGACAAUGUGACAAUUUGUAGUAACCUUCCCCAUCCUGGGGCCCUCCAGGUGUGUUGGGUGCUGCGCUUAGCAGAGGCUGAUGGGAAUUGUAGUCCCUAACAUCUGGAGAGCACCAGGUUGGGUGAGGCAGAACUGAAGGAGCACAAAGAGAAUCAGGAUGGAGCAAGCCAGAUGCUAGAGAGCUGGAAAUAAAGCAAAGCAGGAACUGGGGAGGGGGAAGGAGGGAAGCUGGAGCCUAGCAGGCUUGGCUAGAAUUUCUCAACUGCUUGUAAACAUGUAGCCCAAUAGGAUGUGUUUCAUAAAGCAGAUGGCUCUUUGCAUUAAUAUUAAGCCUUAAUAUGCUAAUUCAAGGUUCUCAGAAACCCUAGACACAAGUCACCUUUCUUUUAACUUCCUCUUGACCCUUUCUCUUGCAUGCUUCCUUUAGUUAUCCUCUUUUACAAACAAACUUUGUUUUCCCUUGAUUCGUGUCCAAAAAUAUUCUGGUUUUGAUCUUUGUCAGCAACAAGCAGUCAUCCAUGCACUCACACACUCACUCCUGUGUUAUCUUUUCCAUUUUUCUUGGGUUCCCUUAUAUCCAUUGCACUGUUCUGUGAUCAAAUAGCUGCACAGAACUCAGGACUCAAAACCACAUGUGGUUCCUGCCAAGAUGGCAUUCAAGCCUGGGUUGGCAUUUGCAUACCCUCCAACAUUUCUCCAAUGAAAAUAGGACAUCCUAAGGAAAAGCAGGACAUUCUGGGAUCAAAUCAGAAACCAGGACGGCUUCUCUAAAUGAGGGAAGUCCCUGGAAAAUAGGGACACUUGGGUGGUCUGCAUUUGUUGGGGCUCAUAGUCAUCAGUGCCUAGAACAGCAGGGGGAAAGGAAUGUUACUAAACCUAAACACAUUUAUUUAAAACCAAGCUGUACCAAAUUCAGUGGUAUUCAUUCAUUCGCUAGCGUAGACCCAGUUUAAAGUGCAUGCAUCAUGCAUAAUCUGUGUGAGAAACAUUUUCAGAAUCUGGCCAUAAGAUGGGCACUUCCUGCAUUUUAUGGCCUCCCUCAUGGUGAACUCCCUGUCUGGUUAGUAUAUGGGAUUUUUUACAGAGCCUGGUGCCAUGCCAUCAGGUUCAGUGGGUUCCUGCCUACCAGCCUCAGGUUCAGGGCUCCCCUGAUUACCGGCAUAAGGCUGAGAGCCAGGUACCCAGACUGGUUCCUAAGCCAUUGACACAUUGGCUCUGAUGGUGUCCUGGUCACUGCUGGACUAUGGAAUCAUAACACUCUGGUUGUUUCAGUUGUAAGUGCUUAGGCUUACUUACAAGCUGAGUUACAUUAGGGUGUGGGAAGGAAGGGAUUGUGUCAAAGAUUCCACAGGAAAAGUGGACUUUAUGGAGGUGAGAGAGGUAGCAUUCACAGGUGUUUGGGGGUGUGAUUCCAACCUAGGGGGCAACAAGGUAGAAAGGGUGGAGGCUUUUAAGGGAACAGGGGAUCUCCAGAUGGCAGAGGGUGGUGGUGCCUUAAUUCUUUGAAUGGUAAAAGCAAACCCCCUCCAGCAGUGACCCAGCUCAACUCAGCUACCCCUGCUUCCCUCUGACUAAAAAGAUGCUCAGGAGCAUAUCAAAGAGUCCCUGCAGUGUCCUCCAGCUCCUCAACUGAACAAAAGCUCUGAGCCUCUUCUUAUAAACUAAAAAAGCCUGUCUAAACUAGAUUAUACUCUUCUGGGCACGAAGGGGCCAUAUAUUCCCCUUUCUCAUCUCUAAAUACAGUGGUACUGACGCUUCAGGUUACAGACUCCGCUAACCCAGAAAUAGUACUUCAGGUUAAGAACUUUGCCUCAGGAUGAGAACAGAAAUUGCGUGGCAACAGCAGGAGGCCCCAUUAGCUAAAGUGGUAUCUCAGAUUAAGAACAGUUUCAGGUUAAGAACGAAUUAAGUUCUUAACCCGAGGGACCACUGUACUCAUGAUGGCCAGUGAAAGCCCACCAUCAUAAUACUUCACACACAAAAACCAAGGAUUGACUUUAAAGUGAGUAAAUUUGUGGUGGUUUUCACGUUUUUCAUCAUCACAAUCCUCUCCCAUCCCACAGAAAUCCCACAGAAAUAGAGGACCUUUCUGUUCUUGCGUUUAGCAAAGACUGCUGUGAAAUACAUAGAAGGUCAGCUUUAAAACAGGUAGCUCAAGCCACAGCGCUUCAUGACAAUAGUAGAAAAACAGUCCUUCUGCUUAGAAUCCCCUUUAUACUUGGAAUCAUUGUUCUUUGCACACAAAAACAAUCAACGGGUUGGGGGCUAUUAAAGAGUGCCUAGGAAUAGGCACUUUCAGCCAAAUAGUCUGAAAGCAUUACAGCUGUCAGGAUUUGGAGGUGGGGGCAGGGGUGUAUUUGACAGGAAAUAAAGCUUAUGUUGAUUUUUUUUUGUAAGGUCUAAGAAGAGGCUAAGUGACUGUGCUGAGAAUAUGAAUAGGCAAAGUGGAAGAAAAUCCCUCCAUUUUCAAAGGAAAAACAUAGUGAUUAUAUUUCAUUAUAAUGGCUGUACAAGCAUAAACUAAGCCAUAUAUUAGUAACAGAGCUGAGCUGUCUUCUCAAGGGCUGGGAGAAAGGAGCGUGCUGUAACAGGGAGAUUAAUCACUGGCAAAUAUUAAGAGAUUAUGAGGAGAGAUUAAAAGAUUAAAGGGAAAGACGAAAGGAACCUAAAUCUAUAUAUUGUGUCCAGAUGACAAUAUAAGGGGGGGAAUGGUUUUCUGUGCACAUAAAUCACCUGGCUGUACAAAGUAAGAAGUAUUAACUAUACAUGAUUGUAUUAAGGACUGUUAAAUGGAAAUAUAAGGAGUCAUCAUUCAUUUAUAUGUCUGAAUGGAGUUUGAACCAUGACUAGCCCAUUGAGCUCAAUGCUGGAAGGUAUCAUUAGCACCUCUUCUGUUGACUUUGCAAACUUAUUUAAAAGGCAGCAUGGUUGAGGGUCCCAACUGCAAAUGUGAGCUCACCAGUGGCAAGAACAUACUUUAAUCUGGGGAGAUUGUCCAGUAGGAGGUCAGAGAUAGUCCUUACCUUUCUCCCUGUUCAGGAGAAGAUCUAGCAGUCUCCUAACAUUAGUCUGAGCCACAGAAGCUUUCAGAUUCUCCAAAACGACUUCAGACACAAGACUUGAUCCCUCCCUAAAUUGGGUGAGGGAAAGGAUCAAUGUUCAGCACUGAUCAUGGCUGUCUACUAAUGGUGGUCAAAAUUUGUAUAUAUUUGGACAUGGAAAUUAAGAAGGAAAAGCAUGUGAGAAACCUUUUCGUAUAACCAUUCAUCACAUAAAAAUGUCAGCCCCAAAAGCAGUCUUUUAUAUUCACCCUAAGGCAGUCUUUACAUACAAUUUCCUAAUGGGUUUAACCUUCAGGUUAACAUAUCAUGAACAUCACAUGUACCUAUCUAUGUGCAAUUAGCAUACACAUGCCAAUUUAGCUGUGUAUACACCCAUUGGGACACCAUAGUUGAUCGAUAGCUUCCGGACAUGUGUUAUUGAAUAGAUAGGUGUCAAAAUAGCGACAUGUUUUCUUAUCACACAUGGCAUAGUGUAGAAAUACAGAAGUGUUAUCCAUGCACCUGUGCAGCUCCUUGCCAUUUGGGGGUUGCCCUUCCUAGUGGACUGUGCAAUACAGCCCACCCAAUUGCUACAUUUUCAAAUAGUGUUUUUUUGAAAACCUCACAAUAUUGCAAUGCUGCUCAUUCCUUGCUGUCAUGGAGUCUAUGAAAACAUAUGGGUGGGAGCCUCAGGCUCAGGAGCCAAAUGCUGCUGUGAGUACUUCCUUCCCCAUCCCCUGCUUGCCCCCGUGUGUCCCAGUCACUCGCUGAGAUCCUUUUCCUCCUCCCUGUUGUCCUGCCAGCUCCUGACACUUUUAUACAUUGACUGAACUGUGGUGCAGUAAGCUCCACCUCCACAGAGAAGCUGGCUUUUAGAGGACCUUGCCUUAUACUGCAGUCAGUUUCCUGUAGGGCUGAGGAGACAAAAGUACCCUGGAAGACUCCUCCUCUGACUCAAAGUAAGGUGGCAAGGCUGUGUUCUCAAGUGAGGAGAGCCUUGAAGAUGGUCCUGGCAGCUCUUCCCUCAGUGAAGGUUAUCUUCUCUGAGUCCAUUGCACAGCGCAGGGUCUCUGAGUCAUGACAGAAGAGUUUAAACCUCUCCACCUUACCACACCUCACUGUUAUGUCAUCAGGAGGAAAUACUUCAUUAGUGCCAUUUUUCAUAUAUAUAUUUUUUAAAAAGUUUCUAGUUCUUAAGGCAUUGACGAUAUGCAUGAAAGUUUGUGCUGCAGUCUCAGGAUCCAUAAGGAUGUCUUACUAAGGUUUUCAGUGAUGGGUGUUAAGGUUCCAGGCCCCUUCAUGGCUUUAUUUAUACUAGAGCUUUCUGCUUGUGUAACAGCAGCAUUGGACACAACACAAUUGCUGUGUGAUUGAGAUACUGUGACCAUUAUCAUAUUUGUCAUUGUGUUUUAUUUUCAGAUCAUGGAAGUUUAGCUCUCCUGGUGAAUCAAAGGUGGCCGUCCUUUUCUUUUACAGUUGCACAUUUCUGUGGGGUUACCCAACUUACCUGUUUUGGGUAAGGCAAUCAUGGUCUUGUUCAAAAUACGGCUCUUCCUUGUGCCCGUUGUAUAGAAUAAUAGUGAAAAGGGAAAGAGUUGCUUUCCAUGAAAGCCUUGGUCUCAAAUGGCAAUUAGCCCCACAUACACCAAUGCUCUCUAUUUAAGGGACUGCAUUUUCCCUACAAGAAAGGUAGUAAAAUAAAGACUCUAAUCAUUAUAUAGCUAUGGAUAUAGAUAAAGAUAUAGUUGUAUAAUUUGUUGAAUCAGAAUUAGAAUUCAAUCCUGCAAAGGCUUAUUCUUAUAUCUUAUGAUGGAGCAAACUAUUUUGGUAAUGCCGUUGACCUCCUGCUUUCAGACUGGAGAAAUAUAUUAGUAGUAGCAUGCUAAGAAUUGCAUUAGGAUGGCCACUUACACAUAGCCAAAAAAGAGGAAAUGCAUCACACACAUAAUACAUCAAGAUGAAAGAGGGCACAGAUACGCACAUCUUAUGCAAAUGACAGUUUUUAUGUAUAGAUGCAAAUUUAGAAAUAAUUGCUGUAAGUUAAAUAGAAAUGCAUCUCACUAUAAAUGGGAAUAUUGUGAAUAUUGUGACCAGGUGAUCUUGAUCAGUCUGCUGCCCAGCUUCUAACUGCUGAUGGACAACUACAAGCCACCUCCCCUGGCUCUCCUUUUUAUGUUUCUUUCUUUAAACUGAACUUGGAUUUGGCAGCACCACAAACAGAGGACUAGCCUCUGUAAAAUAGGACACCUUGCCAACCUAGAUUAUAUAAAAUAUCAUUGUAAUAUGGAGUUGGAAGAAGAUAAACUGGUACCGAUAUAAUCCAGGGCUACCAGUAUUUCUGGAAAAUAAAGGUAAGAAUUGAUAUACCAGUACACUCUGAUCCUGAAACUGUUAUUAAGAACAAAUUUCUGUGGAAUUACAUCCAAGCAACUGCUCUUAACAGUAUGAUAAUGAUGCAGUUGAUUCAUGGUGUGCAUCACAUCAAUGCUGAAUAAAAAUGUACAAAUGGUUAUUUCAAGCCAAUAUAUGUCUAUUAUUACUUGGCCAAGAUCCCAGAUUCUAGGCAAUUCCCCUUGGUUUACAGAGAAGAAAGGAACAGACAAAAAGAAAUCCUGAAAAGAGUUUAUCUCAACUGACUCCAUGAAAUGCAGCCAAUAUUAGAAAGUUUAUGGUACUUGUUAUCUAGUGUGAUAUCAAACUGUUGCAUUCCAUUAAUAUGCUUUUAUUUAAAUAAAUGAUAGACAUGCCAUAUCAUAUGGAUAUCUGUAUCUCACUGACCUGAGAAGGUAGAAGGUUCUGCAUUUUCUGGACUUUAAUCUAUACAAUACAGUACAAAUAUAAUACAUUAUUCUGUUUAUAUUCCCUGUUGCUCUUUUUAUGGGAGGGAGCUGGCUGGAACUUUUCCCAAAGCUUUAGUGUGCAAUCCUUGGCUCAGUUUAAAUCAAAGGCACUUCUGUCAUUGACUUCAUUGGAUCAUUGGAUCAGGAUUGCAUCUUUAAUUCCUUAAUCUGAGCAUAAUUCUUCAGUCAGCUGGCGGGCGUAUUAUGGAACAAAUGGUAGCAUUUUAUCUGUGCAGAGCAAAAUUGCCAAGCUAAAUUGAAAACAAAGAUCAGAAAUAUAUUCUAGAACAGUACUUAGCUGUAAUUUAUUAGCAUCUUUCACUUUAUUAUAUUUCAUGAAAUGAGAAAGGGGAAUAUCUUUGCAUUUAAGUGAAUAGAUGACUACAGUUGUCACAGGAUCGAUUUUCAGAGCGGCUUUUACAACCUCUAGGCUUUGAUACCUACAUUUACAAAGUGAAAUAAUCAUAUUUUCAUGAGAAGUGAAGUUUUAAAACAUUUUCUAUCCAAGGCAAGGGAAAAAAGAAAAGCAGGAAUUCAACAGUAACCUCCCCUUUGUUUGCUUCUCCUCCAACAGUGGUUUCUCUGCCUAAUGAUUCAAAACGUCUCUGCAAGAUGCCUUUCCCUUCACUGUCAUUCACGUUAUGCAUCUCCAUAGCUCAUUAUUGUGGCUAUGUAUAAUUAAACUGACUUUCUGGCAUGGCCAUACUUCUGGUCCUUACUGUUUAAAGAUCUCCACUUCUCUUCUCAACUAAGCAAUUGCCUGAUUAACAUUAUUUGAAAUCCCAAUAUGCUUUUACACUCAGUUUGUAAUGAUGCCUAAACAACAAUUCAUGUAGAAACAUGGGAGCCAGUUCCUUGUGUCUGGACCUCAUGUUGCUGUGGCAAUAUCUGUAGAAGGAAUAACGUGGAACAGAUGGAUUACUUAUCAGUGGACAAUACUGUCCUGGCAAGGAAAUAUAUAAUUUGCCCAACCCGUAUGGUUCUUUCCUAAAGACUUUAAUGGAAAAUCUACAUGUAAACAGCUCACCCAUAGAAUCAUAGAACCGUAGAGUCGGAAGGGACUCUGGGGAUCAUGUAGUCCAACCCCCUGCAAUGCAGGAAAAUAUGCAAUUCCGUAACAUAUAAAUUGUCACUUUGUGAUUUGGAAAACUGAUGCAAUUCCGUAACAUAUAAAUUGUCACUUUGUCAUUUGGAAAACUGAUGUGUAGACUAAGCCCUCAUUUUGAGGGUGUCUGUAUCUCCUAUCUACAGGCUCAAUGUCAGGAGUUGGCAUAGUUGAGCAGCUGCUGGAUUCUCUGACCUAGCAAAAGGCCCAUUGCAAAGCACCACUCCAAGCACCUCCAUCUUUGUUAGGCCAUCUGCAUAUAUUUAGACACAAAGCUCCAUCAUUUAACAACAACAACAACAACAACAACAAUUUAUUAGUUUCCCCCAGAAGCUAACAGACAGCCAAUAUGAAUCAGGUGCAAGUUACCUCAUGCCCUCAAACCCUCACACUGCUUAUUUCUCAGAAACCUGGUGACACAGGAAAACCCACAGCAGGUUUCUUGCCUGUGGCCCACAGAAACCUGAAACUUGGUCACGCCAAGUUGGUUUCCCUUCUUACACAUCUCCUUGUGUUAUCUCUUCUCAAUAAGCUUGCCUACUGUUAGCUCCUUCUGCUUCCUCAUACUGCUUGCCUAUAAUAUUCUGUGUCUCUUUCACCUCUCAUGUUGAGAAAUCUCUCAAGAACUGCUCCUCCAGUUCCAUCCAGUUCUUGUUUCUGUAUCCCCAGUUAUGGAUUUGUCAGUCCCUAACUGUUGAAAGCCACCUUGAGUAGUACAUGGACACUAGAAGAGUGGGAUAGAUAGCAUAGAUAGCAGAGAGGUUGGGGAAAGAGAGAGAGAUUUCAUGUAAACAGUAUACAUACAUAGUCAGCCAGAGGUCAAGUAUAUGACUGGUGCUUUUGUACAAUGAUUUGCAUGAUGUUUCAGUUUGUGUGCCAGUGUAUCAGAUUAGUUUUGUGUAUCAAAGUGUUAAGACAUUUGUCUAUUUUCAUUGCACAGAUUAUGCCGUUAUCUUUUAAUACCCUGUGGAACGCCCAUGCUACCUUCCUCCUUGGGAAUGCUCUGAUGUGGUUCCUCUUCUUAAAAGCUUCUAUGAUGAACCCAGGUUUGCUUCCUCAACACACUGAUGAAUAUUACCAGGCCAUCAGACAGGUAUUUCUCUCGUACACCUUUGCAUAUGCAACCAUCUCUCACAAUUAGUAAUAAUUCUGUUGCUGAAUUCAAAGCAUCCUUCUUUUGUCAUCAUUUUUUAUACAUGCCUAAAUGUUGAAGAUAAGAAAAUUCAAUUAAUGCAGGCAGCUAGCAAAGAAAGGCUUCAGCACCUCUGCACACGUAUCUGGGAGAAAGUCCCACUGACUUAACUUCUGAGUAGACAAGUAUAGAAUUGUGCUGUUUUGGUGACUGAUUUUGUUUUCCACUAAGAAGUCAUGUUUUAUAAUAUGAUCACGGGACAUCCCGAUAGUAUAAAACAAUGCAACUACAUGAGAAUAUGAACCAUUCCCAAUAUAUAAUAUGGAUUGAAUCUUCCUGCCACACCUGCCAUCCUCGCCUGUCACACCUGUAUGGUGCGCCACACCCUUUGAGAACCACUGUAUUACAUGCUUCCUGCUUUGGAAGGGAGAAAUUGCACUUUUUGCUGAUGCAUUUACCAUGGAGAUGGGUAAACUCAUGCAAGUCCACCUGAACAUAAAGCAUGAACAGCAGCUGAAUCACCUGGCUUUCUGAAAUGAUGCUAUUGUCCAAAGCACAUAUACAAAAGCAUUAGGUUAGUUGGUGUGACAUUACCAUAUAUGAGAGAGUGCUGGAGGGGAAAUAGUUAAAUAGGUUGCACAGACAGGACCCAGGGGGGUGGAGUCAGUUCUGGGACGAGUUCGUUGGGAGUUGUGGGUGGGUAGUUGGUUGGAUUUCGUGGGUUGGCUGGUGGGGAAAGGCACUUGGUAACAGAGAGACAGUUAGGGCCGUGGGUUCUUGAGUGUGGGGAGGUAGAAGAGAGAGAGAGGGGAAAAUAAGACUAAGAAAGUAAAGAGCAACAACGUUUGGAAUGCUGUAAAAGUUUUGUUUGUGUCUGAAAUAAAAUACACUCUUCUUUAUUAAUUGAAAAGCUGACUGAGACUGAAGUGAUUUUACCAGGGAGGACCUGGUUGGUGGCAGCGGAUUAGUGGUGUAUGGAUCAAUAGUCCAUGCGACGACCGGGGGCUCCGUACAAACACCACAAUUGGUUCUUAGAUUCUGCCAUUGCAUUUUAGAUUCCAUCCUGGAUGUCUUCUUCUUUCUAAGGUGGAUUAUCUUAAUUAUUGGGAAGAGGGCAAAAGCCUGUUGCCUAGACUAUGUCAUGUGUGCCACCUUGUGAAACCUCUUCGAGCUAAACAUUGUCAUAUCAUCAAUCGUUGUGUGUCUGGCUUUGAUCAUUAUUGUCCUUUUAUCUACAACAGCGUGGGAUACAGGAACAGGUAAGGUAAAGGUAAAGGGACCCCUGACCAGUACAGAUGUGCAAAAGAUGUGCAAAAGAGAUUUUUCCUGUAGCAUUUAAGAUAGCCUUCCACAACCCAUUAGCUUUCAGAUGUGUCAUCAGUUCCAGCCAGCAUUGCCAGCAAGGUGAUGGGAGUUGUGACCCACAACAGCUGGAGGGCAAGAGGUUUGGGAAAGAUUGUUCAAGAUAUUUUUGCUCGUCUACUUUAUAAGUCUUUAGUAACUAAGCGUUCUCUCCCCCCCCCUUUUCACAACACCGUCAGAUGUUGCACUGUUGAUAUCUUUCAUCAGAAACAUUAACAUGUGACACAAUAAGUCUUUGGAUCACCACUGUAUCUAUCAGCCAUCUGUGGCCCUACAAUCAGCAGGUGGACCCUGUUGGUGUCACCCCACUUGGGGUAUACUCAGCUGGUGGUGACUUGUGUCAGGGCCUUCUCAGUAGUGGCUCCCCAUUUGUGAAAUGCCCUUUCUAGUGAGCUGCAUCAGCCUCCCUACUUACAAACUUUUUAAGGGAAAAAAUAUUUUUUAAAAAAAUACUUAUUGAUACCUAGAAAAAUUGUAAAGUUUUGAUGGUUGAAAGUUCUGUCCCUGAGACCUCUGAAAUUACUGUAUUAGUUUAAGGGUAGAUUAUUACUUUCAGGAGUUUUAAACUGGUUUUUAGAAAGUUGUUCUUAACUGUUUUUUAGAAUUUUUAAUUGUGUUAUUUUAGUAUCGAAAUGUGUGCUGCCCUUGAUUCCUUUGGAGCAGGGUGUGAGAUAUACAUUUAAUUAAUUAAUUGAUAAAUAAGUCAUAAACUUAUUUAUUUGGCAAAGCCAAAAAUGUGGUACACAAAACAGAUUUAAACUGAGAAAAUGGUUGUGGCUCCUUCCUCCACCCCAUGAAACAAUGGGGGAAUUGAUUUUCUGUAAAGGGGGAAAUGGUCAAUGCCAUACUUAGAAAUCCAAGACCAGGUAUUUAGUGCAGAAGACAUGACAAUUAAGCUCAUGUAAAAUCCACUGAAGGCCAGUUGAUGGCCUAUAUUAUCAACUGCUUGCUUUGCUGUUCAUUUUUAAUCAUAUACGCAUCCAAGUCACACAGGAGACAUUUCCUCAGAAAUAAGGUGCUCAUAGAAGGCACUACCACAGUUAUUUCCCCACAUCAUCUUUUACGGGCAUAUUUAUGAAAGGUGAGGGACGCGGGUGGCGCUGUGGGUUAAACCACAGAGCCUAGGACUUGCCAAUCAGAAAGGUCGGUGGUUCGAAUCCCCGCGACGGGGUGAGCUCCCGUUCCUCGGUCCCUGCUCCUGCCCACCUAGCAGUUUGAAAGCACGUCAAAGUGCAAGUAGAUAAAUAGGUACCGCUCCGGCGGGAAGGGAAAUGGCGUUUCCGUGCGCUGCUCUGGUUCGCCAGAAGCGGCUUAGUCAUGCUGGCCACAUGACCCGGAAGCUGUACACCAGCUCCCUCGGCCAGAAAAGCGAGAUGAGCGCCGCAACCCCAGAGUCGGUCACGACUGGACCUAAUGGUUAGAGGUCCCUUUACCUUUACCUUUUUAUGAAAGGUGACCUUGAGCACACUCUGCUACCAUUUGAGGUUCUUUUCUGACAGAUUUUGUUUUUAAUGUGAUCCGACUUCAUUUAAAAAAAGUGGUGACACAGCAGGAGCCAAGGACUAAAUUCACAGAGUAAUCAGUACCUCCAGUAAAGAGUACUAUAAAGAGAGUGCAGUUUUGGUUAGCUUCUGCUUCCAGGCUGCCCACGGACAUCUGGUUGGCCACUGUGAGAAUAGGAUGCUGGUUUAGAUGGGCCAUUGGCUUCAUCCUAUGGUCUUAUGAAUUAAAUCACCACAUCAGCUGCAUAUGAGAGAGGUUGUUCUAGAUACUGACUGAACUUUGCAAAGGCUUUGUUAGCUUUUUACAUAGUAGAAGCAUUGCUUUGUUUCUGUUUUGCUUCAUUCUAGGCCCUAUUUUGUAGGAUUCCUCACUACUAUGUGUCUGAACUCUGUGGUUGGAAUAUAUCUAUGCUGGAAUUGGUUUAAUGUAAUGGGACGUAGUAUUUUCAUCGGGAUCGGAUUUCUCUUUCUUUCCGUCAUUGCCACAACAUCAGCAAUGAUGACUUCACUGUGUGUAUGUAUUGUCUUGAAUGCAUAUUUUUUAUUAGCAGGCUUUGGGGAGAUGACAAAAAUGCUUUUGGCAUUAUAGCUAGCUAUAGGAUCAGUCAAUAGUUUUUAUUAAAAGGAUUUUAAAAAAUAAAGUAAAAAACGGCAACAUUUUAAGGGGUCACCUUUUGUCAUCACAGCAUCGAAGUAGAGGACUCAUAGGAGCAGAAAUGUUUGCUUUUUAAUGACAGAUUGGGGGGAGGGGUCUUCGGGAGCCAGCUAUGAGCCGCUGGGUAGCCACUGCUGCCCUCAGAGAUGGCAGGGGUAGGAUUUUCCCACAUAGUAAAAAAUGAAGCAAAGGCACUGACUCUCUGAGUGGUAAGACAGGCCUCGUUCUUAUCCCAGACCGCAUAUUGACAAGUCAAAGGGAAAAGACUGUGUGAACCUGAAACAUGUCACAGACAGCAUGGUCAGUAGUCAGGAAUGAUGAGAGUUGUAGCCCAGGGACAUCUGGAGGCCCAAGUGGUCCCAAUCUCCUGCUUUCGGGUUUCUGCAUUCUGCCUGAGGCAAUCAUUUUAGUAUUUCGUAGUAUUUAGAUGCUGGAGUUGCAUAUUAAAGCUCACCAGCUUUGUUACAUAAAGGGCAAUCUUCUCUCCCUCAGCCAUUCACACAGGAUGCUGAUGUUAGAAAGAUUGUCGCCUAAAAGAGGGAGCGCAAUAAGUUACGAAAAACCAGAUGAGAUUAAUGUGUGUUAUAUAUAGUACUGUAGAGUGGGAACAGCAGCUCACUUUAGAUAGAACUGUUAAUGCCCUCUAGUGUCUCUUUAUUGAAAGCCAGAGAGAAAGAGAAAGUUUGCUCAAAUAGGAUGCUAAGUAACUGCACUAUUUUCGACUGGCUGAUUUCAAGUGGGAUCAUACUGAAAAUAAAACAAUAGCAUGCUUGGUGGGAAAUACAUUUAAUUUGCAAGGGAGUAAGUUUUAGCCAGUCCCUUUGGAUAUACGGUCUUUUACUGUUCUGGUAUCUGCAUAUAAGCAUAUAUUAACUUUGUAACAUGUACUGAAGAAUAAUUUAUGUUUUUAUAUACCACCCGCAUAAAUAAUACAGCUGGCAACAGAAAUGAUUAAAUUGUAUGCUUGUAUUAUUUCUGUUUGGGAGUUUCUACUACCCAAUGACAGGAUAGUCUGAUAUCGUGGGAUGAACUCUCAUAAGAAGAAUCAUUAACUAAGAUUACAGGCAGCAGAAUAUUUGGUAGUUCACUUACGCUACUAUUUGUUCCUUAUGGUCCUUGCUUCCUUGAACAUGGAAAGCUGCCAUAUACGAGUCAGACCAGUGACUCUCAGCAUCUCCACUAGUUGUGAUCCACUUGGCUGGAUCUUGAAUUUUGGACUUCCACAUGCAAAGGACUUAUUCUGCCACUGAGCUAGGCCUUUCCCAGUGGUCCAUUAGGGUGAAUGGAGCACUGCCCUACCAAGCUCAGUCUGCCCUUGACCAGCCUGCUUUUCUUACUUCCACCCAGCCCAGGUUUGUGGCACUGCCUGACAGUGGCCUCCUCCUUAGUUUCAGUGCUGCUCUUGUAUACCCUCCAACAUUUCUCUGAUGAAAAUAGGGAUGUCCUAUUUCAUCACCAUAACAACAAUAAUUUUUAUUUAUACCCUGUCCAUCUGACUGGGCUUCCCCAGACAUUCUGGGCAUCUUCCAACAUUCCCUACACAGGGUUGCCCUGAGAUGUAUUCUAAAGAUUGUAUAGUUACUUAUCUCCUUGGCUCAGGGGGUCACAUAACUCCAUCCCCUCCAACAUUUCUCUGAUGAAAAUAGGGACAUCCUAAGGAAAAGCGGGACAUUCUGAGAUCAAGUCAGAAACCAGGAUGCCUUCUUUAAAUCUGGAACUGUCCCUGGAAAAGAGUCUGCUCUUGUAGAACUGCGGAGGGAGGAGGAUGGGGACAAAAUUAGAAUUAGAUGAUUCUGGCUGUCAUUGGCUCUGGCACCACCUGCUGCUGGUCUUCCUACCAGUCCAAAUAGGCACUAACCACUGCUGGCCUUUCUCCAAACAGCCAGUCACAAAACUGAUGGUAGAGUUAGCAGAGAUAAAACCAAGACCUUCUAGAUUUGUAUCCUGCUGCCCAGUAUGAUAAGCAACUGGUCUUGGGCUGCUACUAUACCAACAGGAAAAGGACAAAUACAUUUUGUUUAUGUUUGAAUACAUCACCCACAGUCAUAAGAACUGGAAUGUAGAGAUGAUUCCAACAGACUGGACUAGGAAUGGGGAUUCUGUGGCCCUCCAGCUACUGCUGAAAUACAACUCCCACCAUUCCUGACCAUUAACCAUGCUGGCUGGAGCUGAUGGGAGUUGGGAGUCCAACAGCAUCUGGAGGGCCACAAGUAGUAGUAGACUGCACAGAGGGAGGGCGGCACCACUUAUGUGACCUCCCUCUGCCCAAGUUGCUGCUGUAUACCAGGGUGGAGAGGCAACAGAGUGGUGAGGUUGACCAGGUACAAGCACACCAGUAGUAAAUCUGGUGGUCCUACCACCAUGUUUGCACUGUGUUGGCCUCGCCUUCCCCACCCCCUUCCCUCUUCCCCCUUCUCUGUUCUUGUGUGCAGCCGUGACUCAGCUGGAGGAAAGUCAGGUAAGUGCCAUCCACUACCAGCCACAGGUUUCCCACUGCUGGGUUAGACCAUAGUUUCCUGUGAACUGAAUUUAGAGCUUUGGCUGCUAUUGUGAUCCUGCCUGACACUCUCACUUGUCUACUUUUGAUAGAUGAUUUACUGUUUUUCUAGUGUCCCAAACUGGCUUCUGCAGAACUUGUCAGACUGUCCCUGUAUCUAUUGCUGGGACAUUUAGCCUAGUCCAUAUUUAAGUAUAGCUUUGCUCUGCUUUCUCAGUUCAGUGACCAUUGAAAUAAUCUAUAUUGUUUCUUGGUGUAUACACAACCUUUCUGUCAAGGACUCUUCUUGGCAGUAAACUAACAACUGUUAUAUGUGUUGGUAAACUCAAAUUCUUCAGCUGCUAUCCUUUCUCCAUUACACCAAAACACCCAAGAGUCUAUUGCCUCUGGUCUCCACAGUUUAAUUGCAGGUGUUACAUACAAGUCAGACAUUUAUUAAAAUGAUGAAUUAUUUCACAAAGUUCAGCUGGUCAGCUUGUAGUGUAAUGAAUCUUAGUUGCAGUACGGUGUCCUCUGCUGCAACAGCAGCAGUGCAAACAGUUUAUAUGUAAAGCUGAAAGUCAACUCUAUGUGUUUCACUUCUAAAGGUUUAUAUGGCGGCAGUCAACUACUGCAGAAUGUCUCAAAACAACGAAGUAUGCAUAUCUCCUGGACCAUCAAGGGAAGUUCUUCAAUCCAUUCGAUAGAGGAAUUAUACUAAACUUGAUGGAAUUCCUUCACAUCAUCAAGCCUCUAACAGAGGAGGAACUGAAAAAAGCAGAUCUGACUUUGGUAUAAAGACUAUAGAAGAGUCAUGUACUCUAUAAUAUACAUCACUUUAUCAGUAAAACUGGCGGCAUGUAGUGCAUGGUUUUGAGCAUGGCCUCUCCCUAGGGAAAAGAAAUGUCUUGACAGAAACCUUUGCACGUGUAUGGAAUGUGACAGACCUUUGAACAUGUACAGAUUGUGAGUAUAUGUAUGGAGUAAAUGGACCUUUCUCCUUAAGUGCAGGAUAUGACCUUAAGCACAGCACAGCAACACAUUUAUUGGUUCAUUUUAAAAAUUGCAUAUUUCAGUCAUUGUUCCCACCCACCCACAAUUCAAGAGAAAGGGCAAUAAAUUAUCAUUGUACAAUACACAUUUCAUUUUCAAACACUAUUAAUCACUGUGCACAUUUCAUUCUGCCUUAUUCAGUAUUAAAUAUAUGCAUAGCCUAUUAUCCAUUCUAAGAUGCUGAUGGAGUUACAACAAAGUUAACAUAGAAUAUAAAAUUUCCCCAGCAGUUCUUAACUCAAAAUCUAAAUACUGUAUUACACUGCAGUUUUGUAUUUCUAUUCAACACUAGAUGGUGCUGGCUUACUUUUUUUUACUAUGAAGCUGACUUAGAAUGUCUUAAUAGAGUAAAUGUUCAAACACAACAGAACUGGGUGAAUUUCAAGUUCAGAUUUUGCACUUUUGCACCCUUCCCCCUUAUGCUGGCAGGCAUGCUGUUAUAUCCUGCAGAAAUGUAAUAAAAUAGCACCCCGUUGCAGACUCUGUGACUUAGUGACCCUAAGCCUGCGUGCUCAAGACUCAACAAAUAUAAUUCUUCUCGGUGUCAAAGGUUAAAAGAUUUGCAAGAAAUAUUUGUGAGGGUUCGUUUUCACUUGCUUGAAGCUUUCUUCUAUUUCAUUCCAAUGAACUUUUCUGUAGCUGGGGGAUAUAUAAACAUAUGCAUAAAAAAAUAAAAAGCACUUUUCCUCCUUC
Messenger RNA from Podarcis lilfordi (Lilford's wall lizard), 20462 nucleotides. Lineage: Eukaryota; Metazoa; Chordata; Lepidosauria; Squamata; Lacertidae. The record is from the annotation of a GenBank genome assembly.